ACAACUCGAAGUCCGGAUGACAAAUAUCAUCUUGUCCAAACCAGUUGCGUCGAUUUAUUCAUAAAUAAGUUUUAUAUUUUAUUUCUGUCAUGGAGGAAGCGUUCAAUAAACUCAAAAAUAAUCGUCGGAAUUCCGUUGACAAUCUUAUUAAAUGGAUGAAGGAUUCAAAAAUCGUUGACGGCGUUAAUGUCACGGAGGAGAAAGCUCGGAAGCUCUUCGAAAACAUCGCCGAUUCAAAGAACGUCGAAAUUGAAAAGUUUCAAGAGGCAAUCAGUAAAUUGGCCACCGAACAGAAGAAAACUGUCGAAGAGUUCACCAAUACUCUGGCAAAAGAAGGCCCCAAGUUUUUAAAUGCUGCGUUCGAAGCCGCAAGCGCUGCUGCCAGUACGUUAAAAGAUACAUUAAUGAAAAAGUAACCGGUCCACUUCGUUCUUUCUACACAAUGUUCAGUUUUGUUAUGAAUAUUUAUGAGAGUGUGUUUGUU
Vanessa atalanta (red admiral) is the source of this 484-nucleotide messenger RNA. RefSeq lists its product as uncharacterized. Gene Ontology annotation, biological process: microtubule polymerization. Gene Ontology annotation, molecular function: tubulin binding. The record is from RefSeq and is a predicted model, not a curated record. Lineage: Eukaryota; Metazoa; Arthropoda; Insecta; Lepidoptera; Nymphalidae. Bases 90 to 416 code for a protein of 108 amino acids. The transcript is spliced from 2 exons.